This is a messenger RNA of Symbiodinium natans, 1023 nucleotides long. The record is from the annotation of a GenBank genome assembly. NCBI's taxonomy places the organism in Eukaryota, Dinophyceae, Suessiales, Symbiodiniaceae.
AUGCCGUGGUUCGGAAUGCUCGGGCAGCAGGCCUCCUCCCAGAGCCUAGUGCGGUGGAGGCGACUGUCGCCGCCUCUCGUCCUACGCCCGAGACGCGGCGCACAUAUGGCGCAGACGUCGGCGGCGACGCGCCGCUGUCUUGCGGAUCCGCGACGUCCUUGUCUGGGAGCCAACUGGAGGUGUGGUGGUUUGGGAUGUCAUUUCUUCGAGGACGGCGCGAUCUUGCUGAGCGACGCAGUGCCCUUGGAGGCGGUGGAUGCCCUGCGACACCAGCUGAAGAUAGGGCCCGCUCCCAGGCCAGUGAGGGAGGUUCCCACACGUGAAGUGCUUGCGCUCACUGCCAGCACCACGCCACCACAGGAGCCAUCCACUGGACGACGUCACUUCCUGUUGCGGGGCACCGUCCUUGCGGAGGAGUCCUUGGUGCCCUUACUGGCCCCCUUGAUGCCACUUGUCCUCCGCUUCUUCGAGGAGUUCCGUCCGGAUGCCGCGCCCGGGCGACUGCUGCAGGGGGCGAUUGGUGCGGAGGAGCGCCCUCCCCGCCUCUUUCUCUCCGAGUGCCAGCUUCUCAUCUCGGACCCUGGCGCGGUACCUCAGAUGUGGCACCGAGAUAACCUCAUGCCUGGCUUGACCAUCGUCCUUCCAGUCUCUGAGGUGACGAGUGAGCUUGGACCCACCGAGUUGCUUCCGGGCACGCAGCAUCUUCUUAGAGGUGCUGGGGGACUGGGGAGCUGCUUCCGAAGCCUGGGCCGCGCGGGGGGCGCCCUUGCGCCGGCGCCGCUGCGGCCAGGAGAGGCGCUGCUCUUCGACGCCAGGCUGCUCCACCGCGGCUUGGGGAAUCGGUCGUAUUCCAACUGCCGUGUUGUGGUCGUGAUGCGCUUGGACAUGCUGGACACGACGCCACCGGGCGCGACAGUGGCCCAGACCACUGUGGCCAGGAUCUUUGGCAAGCUCCUUCAGGGGCUAAGCUACGCUUACGGCUUCUUGCCUGUCCCGGCAGCGGCGACCACGUUCGACAAGUAG